Molecule: messenger RNA, 5633 nt
Organism: Pipra filicauda (Wire-tailed manakin)
Lineage: Eukaryota; Metazoa; Chordata; Aves; Passeriformes; Pipridae
Gene: ODF2L
Product: outer dense fiber of sperm tails 2 like
Exons: 17
Coding region: 423-2054 (543 amino acids)
Biological process (GO): negative regulation of cilium assembly
Cellular component (GO): ciliary basal body; centrosome
Source: RefSeq, a predicted model, not a curated record
AGGGGCGUUUGACGAGGAGAGAGAGCCCGAGGCUGGGCUCGGGGCGGGGGCCGGCGUUGGGUGUCCUGUGCCCCAGCGCCUCACCUUCUGUGCCGGGAUCCGUGCAGGUGGGAACUCGCAGCUGCGAGUUUUACUACCUCCUUGUGCUCAGUUUUCUGCCAUGGAGGGAUUUGAUUUCUGUGUACCAAGUAUGUGAAUUCAGUGCUGCCUAAGUUAUUGCAAAUUAUGAAUAGCAAUAUGUGCAAGAUUUCAGUUGCAUUGGCUCUGUUACAUCUCUAAAGUGUCUGGGGUUUACUUGGUCUGGUACACUGGUCCCACUGCAGCGGGAACAACCUGGGAUGCCAAUAACAUUUUAGUUACUGAUUCACAGAACACCAAUAUAUGUUAACAUAUACUGUCUUGUUAUACAGCAAUAAAACAAAAUGUCAUCAUCAUCACAAUCAUCCUCGUCUUUACCUGUACUUGACUGUACUUCUCCUUUAGUGGACUUUGAUCCUCAGGAAAAGUUUAUUCUUCCUCAUGCUACUGAGUUAAACAGUGAAAUCAUUGACACUUUGAUACAGAAGCUAAGUGAAAAUGAAACUCAAAAUACAAAUCUCAGGAAAAAAAUACUUGAAAGAGAGAAACAGAUUAAAGAACUUUCAUCCAUGCUUCAGUGUGAAAAAAUCAAUACACAGAAAGGAAACCACCUGUCAAGAUCAGUAAAGGAAGUACAAGCUCACCUGCAGUGUCAGAUUCAAAGAAAAGAAGCAGAAAAUGAUGAAUUAAAAGUAAAAAUACAGAAUCUAGAAAAGAAAAUAGCAAAGUGGAAACAUCAAGUUGGUGAAUACAAGCACCAGAAGUCAGCCUUAAAGGAAACAAGUGAACAAAACAAGAUUGCUCUGAAAAAAGCAAUGAGGUCCCAGAAACAAAGAGCUCAAUUCUUUGAAGAAGCUGCAAAAAAUUUAACCUCCAAAAUAAGAGAACAUGAAGUCAAAUUGUGUGAGAUAUGGUCCACUGCUGAUGUCUGGAAAAACCAGCAUGAUAGAAUGCUUGAAGAAAAGACAAUGUUAGAAAUUCAAACAGAAGAUCUUAAGAAAAAUAUGGACUAUAAUUCAAACAAGCCAAAGGAACUGGGAGAAGUUCUUGCCUGUUUAACAAGUCAGAUCACAAGCCUGUUGGAAGAAUUGGAAAGAAGGAAGGAAUGGAGAAGAAACUCAGAGGAGGAAAUUCUCAGAAAGCUAAAUUCUGGUAACUCUGAAAAUGAAAAGAUUUACCUUGAAAAUGAAAAAUUAAAGGCUUCCAUUGCUACAUUGGAGAAAAGUACUGUUUCUGUUGAACAUGAGCUGCUACAUCUGCAGGAAAAGGCAAAGCUGCAGGAAAAUCUCAUUGAACAGCAUAAAAAUGAGGUACAAAAGCUACAAAUAGCAGCAGAGGAAUUGAAAUCUAGGUAUGAGAGAGUCUUAAAUGAAAACAAAAAAAUAACAGAAAACAAAUGCUUGGAAGAAGAUAAGCCUGAGUAUGAAUUUUCUUCAGCUUUUUUUUUCUGUGACAUCAGUUUCAAUGGCAGGGAUGACAAUAAUGUAACUUCUAUGGGCAGUCUUUCCUUAGAAGAAGAGAACUGUAACAUUCAGAGGAAAUACGAAGCUCUUAAAAGGCAAUUGGGAAAGAUGGAAUUUCAGAAUGAAGAACUUGCUUGUCAGCUCAGAACACAAGAUCAGAGUCUUCAGUGCAGUAAAUUGAAGCUUGAAGAGAAAAUUGCAGAAUAUAAUGCAUUAACCAGACAACUUGAAUCUGCUUUGGAAAAAGGGAGAAAAAUGGUAGCUGAAGAACAGGAAAAAAUGUCAUACAAAGAACAAGCCUUUCAGACAAAACUGCUAGUUCUUGAAACUGAAGUGAGAGAGGGGAAAGAAGAAAAAAAACAACUCCUCUGCAUAUUUCACCAUAAUGAAAAGCACCAUGAAAUAUGUUUGAAAGAGCUGGAGAACAGCCUGCAGAAGUCAGAGAACAAGAACCAGAGCAUCCAGAAUUAUGUGCAGUUUUUGAAAGCUGCAUACAUAACAAUGUUUGGCUGAACUCUUUAACCUAUUUUAAAGUGAAGAAACUUUUCAAGAUUUGGCUCUAAGGAAAAGCUGGAAGAAAAGCUUGUUGCGGUCUUAUAGUAUUUUGCAGGAUUGAGUACUCUAAUGUUAGUUCUUCCCUAGGAAAAUGUCUGUUGUGGGCAGGGAGAAGCAGGUCAGUCAUUACUGUAUGUCCUACUGGCUGGUCAUAUAGGAAGUGGACUUGGUAUUACUGAUAUAAACACCUGUACUAUUCAUGGCACAGAAGUGAAAAGGCAGACUGCACGACAGCAGUGGCAGGAGUGUAAGCGUGGGGUAUGCACACAAAGUUCUACAUUGGUCUGUGAAUUUACUACCUUAUGUUAGGUUCUGUGCUGUAAAAUCUUACAUGUGUCCUUUUAGUCCAUAGUAAAUGCAGGUGAUCACAGGCUAUCUUUCAAAUCACGUGGAGGAAAAAACACCCAUGGACUAGUUGCACAGUAAUCUGCAUAUUUUAAAUGUCCGUAAUUAUAUAGUGUUUAUCAGUCAUUACACUUCUGUUAAUGUAGAAACCUAGUUGCCUGAGAAAAUGACAUCUAACCUAUUAAGACAGGCCAAAAUUUGGAGCAUUAUGUUCCCUUCCUUUCUUUUCCUUGUAGUUUAGCACCAAUAUGUCAUGAACUGCUACACUGCACGGGAGAGUUACCACCACAAGGCUGUCCUGUCCAGCCUUUUUUGCCCUACAUUCCAUAAUGCUCAGGAAUAUACUGAAGUAAUAUUUUGCAAAUAUGAGUAGGAAAGCAUUUUAAAUGCAUAUAUAGUUUAAGCUCUGAAUGUGCUGAUAUACCCUUUCAUGGUGACACAGGUCCAGUAAGAUAUUUAAGUAUUUGUGUUUGAGCUCACGAGCUGCAGUUGAGUAAGACUGAAUUGUGCCUCAGGUUAAACACAUGUAAAUAUUCAACUGAUAUAGGGAUAAUACAGAAACCAGUUCUGAUUUUGGUUUUAAUUCUAAAUUCUACUUGGUUUUAUAGAUAUAUGCCGUGAUAUGUUUUUGGAAAAGUAGUGCAUUCAAUUAAAUAUACGUAAUUUACAACAUCUAAUUAAUAAUUCAUAUUUUUUGACAGAAAACAUAAGUUAGUUUAUGCAUGGACAAUACCUGUUCUAUUUCAUUUUUAGUUAUUCGUAACGUGUUGAACAUUGAUGUUUUUUCUUUUCUGUCUUUUGCAAAAGCUUAUCCAUCCUAACAAAUACUAAUGUACUAAUGAUCUGCUUGUGUGCACUUUUUAAAAAUAAAAUUAUAAUUUAUUAUAUAUGACAUGCUAGUAAAAAAUAUUUCUGUUAAAUGUGGAGAGGGGGGUUACCUUAAACACAUACAGAAAUAUUUGUAUUCAUUUAGUUCUGCUUGUGCUACUUAUAAAAUAUCAAAACAUUUUUGAAAAUCAUCAUGUAUGAAGGAAAGAUUUUAGAAAUAAAUGGUUCAAACCAGUCUAUGACUGGUUUUCAAAAGGUCAUAAUGAAAAACUGAACACUUUUCAUUGCUACACGGUACAGCAAUGUACAGUAACUUCAUUUCAGACUAUCUUUUGCUAUUCAGGAAAUUAGAUAGUUUUUUCAUUUUUUGUUUGUGCUGUUUGGUUUUUAUGGCUCUCCAUUACCCUUUUGUUUGUUUGUUUGUUUGUUUGUUUGGGGUUUUUUUGAAUGGUAGAAAUAGAGCUGCUAGUCACAAAGAUCACUAGAUUUUUCUCAGUUUCUUUUUGAACUGGUGUUAGCUGAUCAUGGUGUUUGUAUUUUAAAAAUCUUUAGCUCAUUUAGAGAAAAAAGCUAUUGUGAUUUAUUUCUUUAUUCUUUAUUUUAUUUCUAUGAAACUUCUUUUGUAAUAAUAAAACCUCUUCUAGUUUUAUUAUUAAAAAAUUACAAUUUCAGAGCUUUAAUUAGGUUAAAUUGUAGGCAUGUAGAGUCCCGAAACUGUCAGAUCUUUAAGAGCUGACCUGGGCUUUCUACUCCCUGCUGCAGUCUGCAAUAUGCUUUAGAUGUGUUAAUGCAUGGGAACAUAGAAUUUAAACCAAGAAGCAUAAGUCUUAGGGCUACUUGGGACCCUACCCACUUUAAUCCUGUCUGCCAAGUAGCUUAUUAGUAGCCUAAGAUUGAUAGAAGAACUUCUUCUUUUCUGUUUCCUAUCUAUGACACAAAAACUGCUAUAAAUUCUACUGUAAGAUGGAAUCUUUCCAGUAGGAGCACAGAUACUCAAUAAUUUUGUGCUUGACAUGUGCCAGCUUAAGGGAUAUCUUUAUAGAAGACACACAGUAAUCAUUGAGCACCAUAUGAACAAGUCCUCAGUGGAGUGUGAUAGGUUACUAGCACACCAUGCCUUUUGAGAAGUUCUUUUGUCUAUUUAAUGGUGAAUGAAAUCAACACUUGGGUAUCUGGGAGAAGUUUAAGGAAGGACUGUUAUCAUGCAGCUCAAAAUGUCUUCUACUACGAUCAUGUCCAGUGUCCUGACUCAGAAAAGUGCCAGAUUAGACUUUUUGUGAUAAAAUCACUUUGUUGUUCAUUUUUCUACAGAAUAAGGGACCUGUUUUACUCUGCUGACAAACUGUUCAGCAGCGUAACAUCUGUGUGCAGCCCUUAGUGCGCUGAGAGCUGGCCAGCACAAACAGGGAUCAAAGCAGGGCCCCAUAGGAAAGGGUUGUGCAGGGUGUGAAGUAGACACAAUGAUUUCAUACAGAUUUUUUUUUUUGCUUUUUCAGUGAAAGUUUCCUGUGGAUCGCUUUAAGGCUGACAUAGCUCAAGCAUGGUUCUUCAGGCCAGAAAAGUGAGAGCACUGUGUUGAUGUCUGCUGAUUGGGAAUUCAAGCAGUCAAAACCGUGAAAUUAUUGCAGUCAUGCAGUGUUUGUGCACUGUUUCAUGGGAAAAGAAACUCCAUGGGAACUUCGGUAUCUUUAUUUUGAGGUUCUACGCAAGUUCUUCCACACAUCCUCAGACAUGUUGCUGUUCUUAGUUGAGAAGAAACAAAGACAAAAAGGCAUCAAAUUGGAAAAAAAGGGACUACAGGGAUGCAAAAAGAACAGAAAAUCCUGCAGAGGACCAAAUGCCCACUUGUCAAACAACUGAAGUAGGUCCAGUAAAAGUGCUGGUGAGAAAUAUGAACACUCGUAUUCCUAGUGAACUCUGUUUCACCCUUGAGAAACUGUCCUGUCCCACCAAAGACAUAUUCUGUGUCCCAGGCACAGCCAGCCAUGGUAAACAAAAAACCCCAAGUCUUUCUUCCUGCCUUGAGGAUCACGUAGAUCUGGAACAAUCUGAGCAGCCCUUUGCUUUUAUUUGGCACAGGAUAUUCUGUCCCUUGCAUCAUCAGUGGUGGUUGGGAAGUUUUCCUCAAGGAAGGACAGUUUGCUUGAAUCUGAAAAGCUUCUUUGCCUUCCUCAUAGUUUCAAAUAGACUUUCAGAGCUGGAGAGCUUGUGAAGCAGAGUAAACCAGACAAAGCGGAUGUAUCCCUGUGCUGUUUUGUUGACAAGGAGUUCAUUGCAGUCAGUAAGGCCAGGAAUCAGCCUCAAAAAUAAAUACUGGAUACAAAAUCAGCCCUCAAAAAUAAAUACACCUGGCUAAACCUAGAA